Messenger RNA from Colletotrichum chrysophilum, 1224 nucleotides. RefSeq lists its product as uncharacterized. Gene Ontology annotation, biological process: peptidyl-threonine phosphorylation; peptidyl-serine phosphorylation. Lineage: Eukaryota; Fungi; Ascomycota; Sordariomycetes; Glomerellales; Glomerellaceae. The coding region runs from base 1 to 1224 and encodes 407 amino acids. Gene Ontology annotation, molecular function: protein serine/threonine kinase activity; ATP binding. The record is from RefSeq and is a predicted model, not a curated record. The transcript has a single exon.
AUGCAGGGCACCGUGGUCGACAAGAAUGGGAAUCCCCACGUUGCUGUCAAGGAAAUCACUUCGGAAAAGUGGUUUGGGCCACGGUUUGCUGAAGUCGUCAAGAACGAAGAGACAGUUCUGCUUCACUUCCAAGAGAAGAACAAACACUUCAUCAAAGCCAUUGCGAGGUACACCCAUGACAACAAGCAUUUCUUCGUAUUUCCAUGGGCGAAAGCCGGGAAUCUACACGAGUUCUGGAUCAAGCAACCCAGCCUGGGGGAUAAUUGCCUCAGUUUCAGCUCUGGGAACUGGAACGAAUACAUCAAAUGGUUCUUCCAGCAACUAAUUGGUAUUUCGGAGGCCAUGGAAAGUCUUCAUUUCUCGGACAAAGUUCCAGGCGGUUCAUGCCGGCCUGGCGAUCUGAAACCAGAGAACAUUCUCUGCUUUUGCGACGAGAUUCCCGGCCCGGGCAAGGUCCCGACUAACGUGACAUUGGUGAUUGCCGAUGCGGGACAUGCCAAAAUCCAUGUUCAAGCAACAGAAUUCCGCCCUGACCCUACAAGGACCCCCCGUGGGACGCAAAGGUACACUCCUCCGGAGGCUGAUGACCCAGUUGGAAACCACAAGCCAACAUCUAGGAGAUACGACAUCUGGUCCCUCGGCUGUAUGUAUCUUGAGUUUCUCGUCUGGAUUCUUUAUGGUUACGAAGGACUACGAGCUUUCUCUCGCGACGUUGGCAAUGAGUUCUUCACAGGUUCAGGUGCGGACGUUCAGGUGAAAUCACAAGUGCGGGAUUGGAUCAAGGCCGUUAAGACUGAUCCAAGAUGUGCACCCAUCACAUCCACAGCGGUAGGAAGACUGGUUCACCUGAUCGAAACGAGGCUAUUGGUUGUCAAUAUUGAGGCUGAAACAACCGGCGAAACCGUCGCGCAAGACGACAACGAGUCUGUACGACCGGAAGGUGGGCUCAGACUUGUUGUUCGGGCCCCCACCAUUAACAUCAACGCAGAGCCAAAGCUGGUGAGGGCUGAUGCAAAAGAAAUGCUCGACGAGAUUGUGACGAUCAAAGCGGCAGCAGUGAGAGAGGGCCCAGGUUCUAUUCUGUGGAUCAAGUGGGAUGGUAUGGAGGAAGCAUCCAAACUCGGAAUACCGAACGUAUCCGACAAGCUUCUCUCUGGGAGACAACCGGAACAAACGAAAGAGCGUCAUCAUAUGUCAACGGCGGUCUGUAGAUCUCUCUCUUAG